This is a messenger RNA of Peniophora sp. CBMAI 1063, 1107 nucleotides long. Lineage: Eukaryota; Fungi; Basidiomycota; Agaricomycetes; Russulales; Peniophoraceae. The record is from the annotation of a GenBank genome assembly.
AUGCCCGUGCCAGUCUCUCUUGGUUCUUACAACUACGUCGCGGAGACAAAGGAGGACCUUCCGUGGGCUGAACUUGUCACGCUUGACCUCGCGAAGUACGAUAGUCCAGAGGGAAAGAAGGAGCUUGCCCAGUUUCUUCUCAAAGCCUUGCGCGAGAAGGGCUUCUUCUACGUCAAGAACUUCAACAUCUCGCAGGAAGAUGUGAACCGUCAGUUCGCUAUCGGCAGGGAGUUCUACGAGCUUCCGCUCGAGGAGAAGAGCAAAUACAUCCCUCCUAACCUUGACGAGGGCGGCUUUAAUGGAUACGUUCCGGCUGGGCGCAGGAUUCUUGACAAGGAGACCGGUCUUCGUGACCGCAUCGAGGUCUACAAUAUCCCAAAGUUCAACGGCGACUUCAAGCAGGAUCAUCCUGAACUGAUUAAGGAGCACUUGCCGGAGAUCGAGAAAUUUGCUCGCGCCCUACACUCUGAGGUGCUCGACCGUCUCCAUGUCCUCCUGGCGAUUGCGUUGGAGCUACCGGAGGACUACUUCCUGAACUUGCAUAAGUACGAGAUCAAGAGCGAGGACCAUCUUCGUUACAUGAAGUACAGCAAAUAUACUCCUGAAGAAAACGAGAGGCUCGGCAACUGGGUACAGGGACACACGGACUUGGGUAGCUUCACGCUUCUCUUCCGCCAGCCUGUCGCGGCAUUGCAGAUCCGUGACCCGAUCAACAACGAGUGGCGCUGGGUGAAGCCGCAGGAUGCGACGCUCACUGUGAAUGCAUGCGACGCGCUGUCCUUCCUGACUGGCGGCUUCGUCAAGAGCACUAUCCACCGCGUCGUUAUCCCGCCGAAGGACCAACAGCACGUCGAUCGUCUCGGCGUUUUGUACUUCUCCCGCCCCCAUAACGACCACCUACUUAAGACCGUCUCUGAGUCUCCGGUCCUCCAGCGUGAAGGAUACACCCAGAACGUCUUCGAGAAGUCCGGCAACCCUGUGCCGACGGUCGAGCAGUGGACGUUCGCGAAGCAAAAGUGGCAACGUACCAAGAACAUCCAUCGUGACGACCCUAAGUACCGGACUGCAGAGAUCUGGCCUGGCUUCAGCGAGCAGAUCUACGCGUAG